AUGGGAUCUCCAAGUCCAAGGUUUCUGUUCUUGUUGGUUUAUGUGUUUGUGUUACUUUCGGUUUCAUCAACUUCUUCGUUUACAAUACAAGAAAGCUUCAUUCAUUGUCUUGGAGCACAUUCUCAGAAUCCAAUCCCAUUUUCGACAUCCUUUUACACUCCCAACAAUGCUUCAUUCACUUCAAUCCUUGAAUCCGCAGCUCAAAAUCUAAGGUACUUGCUGCCUUCAAUGCCCAAACCUGAUUUCAUAUUCACUCCAUUGGAGGAUUCUCAUGUUCAAGCCGCUGUCAUUUGUGCAAAAACGCUCAACAUUCACAUGAGAGUACGCAGUGGAGGUCAUGACUAUGAAGGCCUUUCUUAUGUUUCUCUUGUUGAGAAGCCAUUCAUGAUCUUAGAUCUUGUCAAGCUCCGUGCCAUCCAUGUUGAUGUUGCACAAAACAUGGCAUGGAUUCAAGCUGGGCCAACUAUUGGAGAAGUUUACUAUAGAAUUUCAGAGAAAAGUCAAGUCCAUGGCUUCCCUGCAGGCAUUUGCACAAGCUUAGGCAUUGGUGGUCACAUAACAGGAGGUGCAUAUGGCUCCAUGAUGAGAAAGUAUGGCCUUGGAGCUGAUAACAUCAUUGAUGCACGAAUCGUGGAUUCUGAUGGCAAGAUUCUUGACAAAGAAGCCAUGGAAGAAGACCUAUUUUGGGCAAUUAGAGGAGGAGGAGUUGGAAGCUUUGGGAUAAUUCUAUGGUGGCAGAUCAAGCUAGUUCAAGUUCCACCUAUAGUGACAGUCUUUACUGUUACUAAAACUUUAGAGCAAAAGGCAAACAAGAUUCUUUAUAAAUGGCAGCAAGCAGCACCAAACAUUGAUGAAAAUAUAUUCAUUAGGGUCCUGAUUCAGGUAACAAAUUCCAGUACUGUGGGCAAGAAAACCAUAUCAACUUCUUAUAAUGCUCUAUUUCUUGGAGGGGUUGAUAGCCUCCUCCAAGUGAUGAAGAGAAGUUUUCCUGAAUUGGGUAUAACCAAAAAAGACUGUUUGGAAACAAGUUGGAUCAAAUCUGUGGUUUACAUGGCUGGCUAUCCAAUCUCCACGCCACCAGAAAUUCUUCUCCAAGGGAAAUCCAUUGGCAAGACAUACUUCAAGGCUAAGUCAGAUUUUAUGAGGCAAGUGAUUCCUGAAAUUGCAUUGAGUUCUCUAUGGAAAAGGUUUUUGCUGGAAGAAAGCGCCUUCAUGAUUUGGAAUCCAUAUGGAGGAAUGAUGAAUAGAAUACCAGAAUCUACAAGGUUAUUGUGACUCUGAUUGGGGAGCUUGCACAUACACUCGUCGAUCAGUGAUUGGGUAUAUUAUCAAAAUGGGAGGCGCACCUAUUGUAUGGAAGUCA
Prosopis cineraria is the source of this 1363-nucleotide messenger RNA. Its product is annotated as berberine bridge enzyme-like 13. The record is from RefSeq and is a predicted model, not a curated record. Bases 1 to 1275 code for a protein of 424 amino acids. The transcript has a single exon. NCBI's taxonomy places the organism in Eukaryota, Viridiplantae, Streptophyta, Magnoliopsida, Fabales, Fabaceae. Gene Ontology annotation, molecular function: FAD binding.